Molecule: messenger RNA, 1272 nt
Organism: Achroia grisella
Lineage: Eukaryota; Metazoa; Arthropoda; Insecta; Lepidoptera; Pyralidae
Product: odorant receptor Or2-like
Exons: 4
Coding region: 1-1242 (413 amino acids)
Biological process (GO): detection of chemical stimulus involved in sensory perception of smell; sensory perception of smell
Cellular component (GO): plasma membrane
Molecular function (GO): olfactory receptor activity; odorant binding
Source: RefSeq, a predicted model, not a curated record
AUGUGGAUAAUAACAACUAUUCGCAAAUUUGGGCUGGAGUACUGCGAUCUACCGACGUCGAUUUGGAACGUGGCUGUGAUGCUCAGAGUUAUUACCCUCAAUGUUGAUCCUCGGUAUACGAAAGGUAUUCCAGUCUUAUUCUACCUAAUAGCUCCAAUAUUUGUCAUCGGCUUCACUUAUGCGUACUGCUUCUCAACCCUCUGGUAUGUGUUCGUGAGAAGCAGGGAGACCAACGACAUGGUGGGCGCUAUGGUGGUGUUCUCCAUCUGUGUCUGCACUGAGAUCGGACCCAGUAAACUAUUCUUUUUAAUUUUGAACAGGAAGAAAAUUAAAACAUUAGUCGGAAAAUGCCUCGACCUCAACUCCCUCUUGACACCCGACAGCCGCUUUCAUCAGAAUAUAUUGAAACAAAUGAGAAUUGUGAAAAAAAGAUUAAUCUUCUUCGAAACACUGAUUGUAAUAAACGGAGUAGUUUAUGUUAUAAAACCAUUUGUGUUGCCUGGACGGACGCCUAUAAAUGAAAACUUUCCUUUCUACGGUCUUGAGCCCGUUCUGGAGACACCUUACUAUGAAAUCACAUACAUGAUUGGAGUAUUGUCAACUAUAUACGUGCUGUAUCUUACGACAAAUAUAACUGGAUUACUCAUAAUACUGACCGGUUAUACAGAAUCGCAAAUGAUCGGUCUAGGUAUGGAAUUUCAGGAACUCUGGAACGACGCUAACCGGCACUAUCACGAAAUAUCUUUAAUCGACAACUCUUCAAUAACAAUGAACAAUGAAAAUGCAAUUAAAAAUGAAUACAUUAAACGACAGUUACACAAUAUGAUUAAUAUACACACAGCGAAUAUAGAAAAUUUGCGGCAAACUGAGCUCGCAUUCAGGGGUGCUCUUGCAGCGGAGUUUGUUCUUCUAAUACUUAGUCUUAUAGCUGAACUGCUUGGUGGGUUGCAGAAUACAUAUCUACAGAUACCAUAUGGGUUUGCUUUGGUGGGAAUGGAUUGCCUCGCGGGUCAAAGAGUCUUGGAUGCAGGUGUCGCAUUCGAGAAGGCGGUCUACGAUAGUAAAUGGGAAAAUUUUAAUGCAGAAAAUAUGAAAAUGGUAUGGAUGAUCCUCUUAAAUUCUCAGAGACCUUUAAAUUUGUCGGCCGGAGGUCUGGCAAUGUUAAAUUUGGGUAUCUUGAUGACCUUCGCUCGGUCUGUAUAUUCUGCUUAUACAGCUUUCAGUUCUCAUGUCAGUCAUUGAGAUUUAUAAGCUCGUUUGAAGCUUAUAGCU